Capronia epimyces CBS 606.96 is the source of this 1386-nucleotide messenger RNA. Its product is annotated as O-acetylhomoserine (thiol)-lyase. Gene Ontology annotation, biological process: transsulfuration. NCBI's taxonomy places the organism in Eukaryota, Fungi, Ascomycota, Eurotiomycetes, Chaetothyriales, Herpotrichiellaceae. Bases 1 to 1386 code for a protein of 461 amino acids. The transcript is spliced from 2 exons. The record is from RefSeq and is a predicted model, not a curated record. Gene Ontology annotation, molecular function: transferase activity, transferring alkyl or aryl (other than methyl) groups; pyridoxal phosphate binding.
AUGUCUGCCGACGACUACGUUCCAAAGUUCGAAACCCUGCAAAUCCAUGCCGGUCACGACCCCGACUCGGCCACCCAUGCCCGUGCCGUCCCCAUCUACCAAACCACUUCCUUCACCUUUGAUGAUUCGGCCCAUGGCGCAAGGCUGUUUGGCCUGAAAGAGGUCGGAAACAUCUACAGUCGGAUUACGAACCCUACUGUCGACGUGUUUGAGAAGAGAAUCGCAGCUCUCGAGGGGGGCGUUGGGGCGGUCGCAACCGCGUCUGGUCAAGCGGCUCAGUUCCUGGCCAUUGCUGCUUUGGCACACGCCGGGGACAACAUCAUCUCGACUUCGAACCUAUACGGAGGAACGUACAAUCAGUUCAAGGUCACGUUCCCCCGUCUGGGUAUCCAUACCAAGUUCUUGACCUCGGAAAAGCCCGAAGACUUUGAGAAGGCCAUCGAUGACAAGACUAAGGCGGUGUAUGUGGAAACCAUUGGCAAUCCUCGUUACAACGUCCCGGACUUUGAAGCAAUCGCCAAGGUCGCUCAUGCGAAGGGCGUCCCCCUUGUGGUUGACAACACGUUCGGAGCUGGCGGCUAUUUCGCCCAACCCAUCAAGCACGGAGCCGACAUUGUGGUCCAUAGUGCCACCAAAUGGAUUGGCGGUCAUGGCACCUCCAUCGGCGGUGUCGUGGUUGAUUCGGGCAAUUUUGACUGGAAAGCCAACGCGGCGAGGUUUCCCCAGUUCAACGAGCCCGCUCCAGGCUACCAUGGACUGAAGUUUGCGGACACAUUCGGUUCGUUGGCCUACAUCACCCGCGUCCGAGUGGAGUUGUUGCGGGACCUGGGUGCUUGCUUGUCGCCGUUCAACGCGCAGCAGUUCAUCCUGGGCCUCGAGACGUUGAGUCUGCGAGGUGAACGCCAUGCGUCUAAUGCUAUCAAGCUGGCGAGAUGGCUAGAGAAGCACCCGAACGUCGCCUGGGUGUCAUAUCCUGGCCUUGAGAGCCACCCUUAUCACGAGCUCGCCAAGAAAUACCUCCCUCGAGGCUUUGGCGGCGUCUUGUCAGUAGGCAUCAAGGGAGGGGCGGAUGCGGGCUCACAGGUGGUGGAUGGAUUCAAGUUGAUCUCCAGACUGGCCAAUGUGGGAGAUGCAAAGACGCUCGCGAUUCACCCUUGGUCCACUACGCACGAACAACUCUCUGAACAAGAGCGCCUGGACUCUGGAGUGACGCCCGACGCAGUCAGAAUUAGUGUAGGACUGGAAAACAUCGACGAUAUCAUCCACGACUUUGAACAGAGCUUCGCCGCCAGCGAUGCUGCUCGGACAGAUGGAGAGGCAAACAAGGACAAUGCAGCAGCGGAGGCGAAGCCAACUGUUGAUGCCAAACUCAGUGGGGCCACCUGA